This is a messenger RNA of Emiliania huxleyi CCMP1516, 1500 nucleotides long. RefSeq lists its product as hypothetical. Gene Ontology annotation, molecular function: arylsulfatase activity. The record is from RefSeq and is a predicted model, not a curated record. NCBI's taxonomy places the organism in Eukaryota, Haptophyta, Isochrysidales, Noelaerhabdaceae. The transcript is spliced from 2 exons. Bases 1 to 1500 code for a protein of 499 amino acids.
AUGACCUCACUCUCGACUCCUCGUCCCAAUGUCCUAAUUAUCCUUGCUGACGACGUCGGCAUCGGGGACAUAUCUGCCUACACUCCCGGCGCUCAAGUCGCCACGCCGGCAAUCUCGUCGCUCGCCGGCAUGGGCAUGCGAUUCACGCACGCGCACGGUCAUCGGACAUGUGCGCCGUCGCGAUACGAGCUGCUCUCCGGCUCGUACGUCUACCGCGGCAAGGAGCCGGGCGGGAUGUGGUAUCUGUCUCCGGCGGGCUCCCAAUUCCGUCCGGGGCAGCGCUCUAUUGCGGCAGCCUUUGGCGACGCCGGGUACGAUACGAUCAUGCUCGGCAAGACAGGGAUCGGCGGGUUCAUGGAGCAAGGCAAGUCGCAUUCUCUCAGGGACGUGAAUCGGCUGCUGAGGGGCUCGCAAAGACUCGGCGACGGACCUGCCGAGUGGGGCUUCAAGCGCUCGCUCACGCUGGUGAGCGGCCACCAGGGAAUGCCCUUUGCCUUUUUCCGCGGCGGCGAGCUCUCACCCCGAAAUUUCUCUACACGCUGCUGGGGGGCCUCGAUCAGCGCCUUUGACGACGGCGUGUCCGUGACUGGCGUGUUUGAAGGCGGCAGGUCCAGGAAUGCGCUGGUGAAUGGCACGCUGGUGCGGGGUGGCGGCAGGGCGGCGAGCCUCUGCGACGGCAGCAAUGGCGAGCUGCACGACGGGACCACAGAUUGGAAGAGCCACAUGGUCGACGUCGAGAUUGCGACGGAGAUGUUCGGCUUCUUGCGGCCCGGCUCGAGCAGCGCAGCGCCAGCGUGCACCGACAGCAGCGGCGGCCUUCGCGGCUUUAAGGGCAGCAUUUUUGAGGGCGGUCAUCGGGUUCCCUUGCUGCUGUCCUGGCCGGCUGGCGGCGUGGGCGCGGGAGCCGCCUCCUCCGACCUCGUGGGACUGGUGGAUCUGUACGCGACGCUGCUCGAUCUCGUGGGCGCGCCGCCGCCGGCGAUCGGGCAGGCUGUCGACAGCGUCAGCUUCAAGCAGCGGCUGCUCGCGCCGCGUGCACGCGGCGCGACUCGCCGCACCGAGCACUUGGUAUGGAACGCAGCCAGGGCUCACCCAGCCAGGAACACCAGCCAGGAGCACCCAGCCGGGAACACCUCACACGGGGCUCGCUGGGCGACGAGCCACUGGGCGAGCUACUUGGACGAGGGCAGCGGCCCGUCGGCAGCGCGCUGGAAGCUACUGGGCGACUCUCGCGGCGGGCGCCUCGUCGCGUCGGCCCUGUUUGAGCUGGCCUCCGAUCCCGGGGAGGACUCCGACCUGCUCGCGCGCGGGCGAGAUCAUCCCUCGUGGGCGGUGCACUGCCGAGUGGUUGGCCGCAUGCUCGGGGGUGAGGCGCGCAAGGGGCUCGUGUGCGUGCGAGAACAGGAGCGCGACCAUCAGUGCCGCGGCUGGGGCGCGAACACGCAAGGGCAAGCCGAGCCGAGAGCUCCGAUGCUGCCGCCGUUUUGUGGGCGGGGGUGA